AUGGCAAGCAAGCCAGGAUUACAAAAUGAUGCAAAGAGCCUCUCCUCCAGACCCCAAAAGCGCGCUACCCGAGUUAAUGAGCGCAACCCAUCAGCGGAACCUCCCACAUCUAUGGCAACUGAUUUGCUUAAAGCCUUGAAUAAACCUGUCGAAGGGGCUAAGAGGAAGAGUCGAGGGAAGCUACAAGCUCAGCACAAGGUUCACAUCAAGAAAGCGGAAGAGGACCUCAAUGGCUUGAUUAGCCAAAAUAAGCUAACUUGCUCGGAGGUUAGGAAAGCCCAAUUAGACAGGCUUUCCGACCUUGUGGAACAGAAGGCAGAACUUGAAGCCAAAAUUAUCAGUCAACUGCAAUCCUUAAAUUACCUCUAUAAAGCUGCAACCAGGUGA
Coccidioides immitis RS is the source of this 387-nucleotide messenger RNA. RefSeq lists its product as uncharacterized. The coding region runs from base 1 to 387 and encodes 128 amino acids. The record is from RefSeq and is a predicted model, not a curated record. Lineage: Eukaryota; Fungi; Ascomycota; Eurotiomycetes; Onygenales; Onygenaceae. The transcript has 3 exons.